This is a messenger RNA of Limulus polyphemus (Atlantic horseshoe crab), 2505 nucleotides long. It is a transcript of the gene Cog8, whose product is annotated as conserved oligomeric Golgi complex subunit 8-like. The transcript is spliced from 13 exons. Gene Ontology annotation, biological process: intra-Golgi vesicle-mediated transport. The record is from RefSeq and is a predicted model, not a curated record. The coding region runs from base 9 to 2033 and encodes 674 amino acids. NCBI's taxonomy places the organism in Eukaryota, Metazoa, Arthropoda, Merostomata, Xiphosura, Limulidae. Gene Ontology annotation, cellular component: COG complex.
UAAACAUUAUGGCGGCUAUCGAAACCGCAAAUUCAGGAAUAGAGGAGUUUAAACAAGGUGAUAAUGGAUAUGCUGAUGAGGAUUUCCUAAGGGCCAUUUUUCCGAACUCAAAUCAAGAGGAAUUUAGAGAGAAUCCUGAUGUUGCUACUUACCUUGCUGAACUAAGUUCAUAUGGAGUUCAAAGAUUGGCUCAAGAACCAGAAUGUCUUGCUGAAGAAAAAGCAGCUGUUUUGGAACAAACACAAGAUUUGGCUUCAGAAAAUUACAAGACAUUUAUUCAGACAGCUGAAUGUUCCCAUCAAAUAUUCCGAGAUUUCAAUAUAGUAGAGGAGAAACUAGUUUUGUUACUGGAUAAGCUACCUAAUUUUGCAGCAAAAUGUCAGUUCUUCAAGGAAGAAUCUGAACAGAUCAACUUAAGAAGGCACCAAGCAUCACAAACUUUGUCUAAGUACACCCAACUACUUGAUAUCCUGGAAAUUCCUCAGGUUAUGGACACUUGUGUUAGAAACGAUUAUUGUGAAGAUGCUCUUGAGCUAGCUGCUUACGUACGAAGACUGGAGAAGAAAUAUUCAUCAAUUCCUCUGGUUGCUAGUAUCGCAAGAGAAGUCCAAGAAUCAUACCGACUGAUGCUGAACAAGCUGUUGCAACAACUUCGAACCAAUGUUGAACUACCAGCUUGCUUAAAAGUAAUUGGUUUUCUGAGAAGAAUGGAUGUGUUUUCUGAAGCAGAGCUAAGAAUCAGGUUUCUGCAGGCAAGAGAUGCCUGGUUCCAGUCUGUUCUACAAAAUAUUCCAAAUAGUAACUCUUACAGUCAUAUUACAAAAACUAUUGAAGCUAGCCGUGUCCACCUGUUUGACAUCAUCACCCAGUAUAGGGCAAUAUUUUCGGAUGAAGAUCCUUGGCCAUCAAGCUAUGGGAGAGAAAGUCAACAAAAUAAUAGCACAAUUUUUCAUAGCUGGCUUACAUAUAGGGUUACAGAGUUUUUACAGACGUUGCAGCAAGAUAUCUCUCUCUAUGAAGGAGAAAGGUUAGACUCCAUAUUGGCUCAGUGUAUGUACUUUGGGCUAUCUUUUAGUCGUGUUGGAGCUGACUUCCGUCCAUUACUGGUGACAAUAUUUGAAAAAGUUAUCUUCAGAAAGUAUCAGAAGGACAUUAAAGAUGCAACAGAAGGGUUUGAAGAAGCUAUGCAAGGGUUUACUUUGACAUCAUUUCCUAGUUUUGUCAAUGUUUCUGUACUUACUCCAACUUCGAUAUCAGAGGACAAACCUCACCCUCCACAAGAUUUACUGGAGUUCUACCCUUUGGCAAAAUAUUGUAACAACAUUUUAAUAGCUCUCAACCACCUGAGACUAUGUACCCCUUUGUCUUUAGCUCCAAGUGUUGCACAAGAAUUACGGGCUUCACUCAACAAAUCUGUUUCUGCCAUUCUUGACUUUCACAGGGCAGAAGAAACGACAUUCUCCAAAUAUGAAGUUGAGCAGUUUAGUCGCUUCUGUAGUCAGUUUGCGCAUGAAUUUCUGCCCUACCUAGAUCACUGUUUGACUGUAGUUUUCCCUCCAGGAAGAUUGGCUAAGACACUGAUAUUAUCUGUGUCAGAGUUUAACAAGCUGGAUAAUUUAGGUCGUUUGGAUGUAAAAAGUAUUCUUGAACCAAUGAGCCAUCUGUUGCCACCGAAAGAUGAUGACCAGGGAAUUACUAUAACAGUAACUUCUACUUCUAGUGAGCUUACAAAAGCAAACCAAGAAAAAUCAUUUGGUGAAACUAGCAUACAAGAAAGUGGCGUGCCCAGUGAAUAUCCUCAAGAAGAAACGAAAGUGAUAGAAGAAGAUUUCACCGGUUCAGGGGAAACAUCCACAAAUAAUUCCUCAGCCAAAAUUAAAAUGUCCAGUGAUAACAUCACAGACCAAUUUCAAUCAUCGAAAGAAAACCCAGUUAUUGAAGCUGAAACAUCUACAGAACUCUCCACGAGCUCAGCUGACACAAGCACUAAUCAAGAUGAAACUUCUAAAGAUAUUAUUGUGAGUCAGGAGUAAAAUUUUGCAAGAAUGUACACGUGUUAAUAGGCAUAGAUAAAAGGUUGUUGAGUGAUGAAAACUUAGCACAUCAAAUGUUUACAUUGCACAGUUAAAUAUUAGUCUACCGACUAUUGUCCUACCGUAUUAAACAGUUAAAGACUAUUUUUUGUAACUUUACAAGUAGGUUUUGUUUGAUAAAGCCAAUUAAUCUAAGCAUGAUGUAUUUUUCUGUAAUAGUGGGUUGAUGAAUAACAACUUUUUGAUUCUAUAUUUAUUGAACAUUAAAAACAUUAGUGGUAUUCAGGUGGAAAUUUACAUGUUUUUUUUUUGGAUGAUACAUGGGUCGUCUUCAGAUCUAUGUAAGCUGCCAGAUUUCUAAUUUUCCAUUAUUUCUUACUUAUAAUGGGUUGUUACACUGGACAUUCUGGUUAGUAAUCUACUUGGUUUAUGUAUCGUAUAAGUGAUUAUAUUUUCUUUUCUUUAUUAGACA